This is a messenger RNA of Daucus carota subsp. sativus, 1019 nucleotides long. Its product is annotated as ubiquinol oxidase, mitochondrial. The record is from RefSeq and is a predicted model, not a curated record. Gene Ontology annotation, molecular function: alternative oxidase activity. The coding region runs from base 17 to 976 and encodes 319 amino acids. Lineage: Eukaryota; Viridiplantae; Streptophyta; Magnoliopsida; Apiales; Apiaceae. The transcript is spliced from 4 exons. Gene Ontology annotation, biological process: alternative respiration. Gene Ontology annotation, cellular component: mitochondrion.
CUUCACAAAAGAGAAAAUGAAUCAAGUGGUAGCUAGGUCUGUUAUUCGACGGCUGAUCAACAGCCAGAAGUCACCUAUUAGUACAUUUCGGAGUCAUGAUGAUAUCGCGAUAACGAAUAGGCAGAGGCUGGGGAUUAUUGGUGGCGGAGCUCGUGUUUUGGGGACAAGGAUGAUGAGCGCAGAAGGGGGGGAUGAGGCGGCGAAGGAGAAUAAGGUCAGUGUUACGAGUUAUUGGGGAGUUGCGCGGCCUAAAGUUAAGAGGGAGGAUGGAAGUGACUGGCCUUGGAACUGUUUUAUGCCAUGGGAGACUUAUCAAGCAGACGUGUCCAUUGAUCUGAAGAAACACCAUAAACCUAAGGGUUUUCUUGAUAAAGUGGCUUACAAGACUGUGAAAAUUCUGAGACUUCCGACGGAUAUACUGUUCAAGAGACGAUAUGGAUGUCGCGCUAUGAUGUUAGAAACCGUGGCAGCGGUCCCUGGCAUGGUUGGAGGGAUGCUUUUACACCUGAAAUCUCUGAGAAAGUUUCAGCACAGUGGAGGUUGGAUCAAAGCAUUGCUUGAAGAAGCAGAAAACGAAAGAAUGCAUUUGAUGACAAUGGUGGAGCUCGUGCAGCCCAAAUGGCACGAGAGGCUCCUGGUUUUAGCCGUGCAGGGAGUUUUCUUCAAUGCUUUCUUCGUCUUAUACAUACUGUCACCAAAGCUGGCACAUAGAAUUGUCGGAUACUUGGAAGAAGAGGCCAUACAUUCGUAUACAGAGUACUUGAAAGACAUCGAUAGAGGUCUGAUAGAAAAUGUUCCGGCUCCAGCUAUAUCCAUUGAUUACUGGAGACUGCCUCAGGAUGCUAAACUGAGAGAUGUUAUACUAGUUAUUCGCGCAGAUGAGGCUCAUCAUCGAGAUGUAAACCAUUUUGCAUCUGAUAUCCACUUCGAAGGAAAGGAACUGAGGGAUGCACCAGCUCCGCUUGGCUACCACUGAAGAAAUUUAGUUAUGAAUACAGCAGCACAAGCACAUAAAAACG